Ictidomys tridecemlineatus (thirteen-lined ground squirrel) is the source of this 653-nucleotide messenger RNA. RefSeq names its product CDC28 protein kinase regulatory subunit 2 (gene Cks2). Gene Ontology annotation, molecular function: cyclin-dependent protein serine/threonine kinase regulator activity. The record is from RefSeq and is a predicted model, not a curated record. NCBI's taxonomy places the organism in Eukaryota, Metazoa, Chordata, Mammalia, Rodentia, Sciuridae.
CAGAGCGUUGGGCCUGCGGUCGUUGGUUUUAGUCGAGUCGUUGCCCUGGCCUGAAACGGACGUGCGUUCCGCCUCGCCCGUUCUGCAGUCCGGUUUCCGCCUCGUUUCCGCCCCGCUGCGCGCCGGCAGUAUGGCCCAUAAGCAGAUCUACUACUCUGACAAGUACUUCGACGAGCACUAUGAGUACCGGCAUGUCAUGUUACCCAGAGAACUUUCCAAACAAGUACCCAAAACUCAUCUAAUGUCUGAAGAGGAGUGGAGGAGACUUGGUGUCCAACAGAGUCUAGGCUGGGUUCAUUACAUGAUUCAUGAGCCAGAACCCCAUAUUCUUCUCUUUAGACGACCUCUUCCAAAAGAGCAACAAAAAUGAAGUCUAUCUGGGAUCAUCAAUUAAAUCUUUCGCAAAUUUAAUGUAUAUGUGUAUAUAAGGUAGUAUUCAGUGAAUACUUGAAAAAUGUACAAAUCAUUCAUCCUUACCUGUGCAUGAGCUGUAUUCUUCACAGCAACAGAGCUCAGUUAAAUGCAACUGCAAGUAGCUUAUUGUAAGGUGUUUAAAAUUUCUUCUAGUCAGUUUUUCUCUUAAUAUAAGUGCCUGUUUGACAUUACCUGUUACUUUUGUUAAAUAAAGUUUGUAUGUUGCAUUUACCACUGUU